UUCCUUUUUCUUUUCCAAAGUAAUUAAUAAUUAUGGUUUUUUAUCAGAAUAAAUAAUUAUAAUUGACCUUUAAUCGACGGUCUUGAUCUCUCCUCCUCUCGUCGGAGAAGCAGUGGAGAGCAAUGAGAGGAAUGUCAGCGAAGCUACCAUCACCACUCUUCCCAUGGCUCAUCUUCAUAACACUCGCAUCCCUCUAUUUCCUCUCUUCUUUCAUCUCCUUCAACACCCCUUCUUCCUCUUCCACUUCCCAAUCACUCUCAAUCCCACACUGUGAUCUCUCCAAAGGUCGCUGGCACUUCGAUCCAAACCGCAAACCUCUCUACGACGACACCUGCCCCUUCCACCGAAACGCAUGGAACUGCAUCAGAAACCAGCGCCAAAAUCUCACCUUCAUCAACUCCUGGACCUGGCUCCCACGCCGCUGCGAUUUGCCUCGGAUCGACCCGCUUCGCUUCCUCACUAAGAUGAGGAAUCGGAAUGUUGGCUUUGUUGGCGACUCCCUCAAUGAGAAUUUCUUGGUUUCUUUUCUCUGCAUUCUCAGGGUCGCUGAUGAGAGUGCUAAGAAGUGGAAAAAGAAGGGUGCUUGGAGGGGUGCUUAUUUUCCCAAGUUCAAUGUCACCGUAGGGUAUCAUCGUGCUGUUUUGCUCUCCAAAUACCAGUGGCAGCCAAAACAAUCUGAAGCUGGGGUGGGAGAUGCGCCACAAGGUAUCUAUCGAGUUGAUGUUGAUGUUCCUUCUGAUGACUGGGCUAAAAUUGCCGGGUUCUAUGAUGUCCUAGUGUUCAAUACUGGUCAUUGGUGGAAUUUUGACAAAUUCCCCAAAGAGAAACCUCUUGUCUUCUACAAAGCAGGACAACCAAUAGUUCCUCCGCCUGCAAUGCUGGAUGGACUUAAAGUAGUCCUUGAUAACAUGAUCGCAUAUAUUGAAAAGGAAUUCCCCAGAGACACUCUUAAAUUCUGGCGUUUACAAUCUCCAAGGCAUUUUUAUGGUGGAGAUUGGAAUCAAAAUGGAAGCUGCCUGUUCAAUAAGCCACUCGAGGAGAAUGAGCUUGAAUUAUGGUUCGAACCGAGGAACAAUGGAGUUAACAAGGAAGCAAGACAGCUGAAUGCUGUGAUUGAAGAGGCAUUACAAGGCACUGACAUCCAAAUGCUCGACUUAACUCAUUUGAGCGAGUUCAGAGCUGAUGCUCAUCCGGCAAUUUGGUUAGGAAGGAAAGAUGCAGUGGCAAUAUGGGGUCAGGAUUGCAUGCAUUGGUGUCUGCCUGGUGUCCCAGACACAUGGGUUGAUAUACUGUCUAAACUGAUACAUGAUAAUUUCGAGUAACUGGUGUGCAAUGUAAAGCUGAUAUCGGAUCUUGUAUGUCAUGCACUGAAAAUUUCCACUAUAGAUACUGGGGCCUGGCUGCCAUGAAUGUUUCUGGGACCAAGAUGUGAGAAUCUUGUGUUGUACAUUAUGAUGUGGAAGGCUGUCUUUGAUGGAAGAGAAGUUUUACUCCACGAUGUUUGAUGGAAGAAGUGGUUAUUUUGGUUGAGCAUGAGCCUACUAUAAUACUAAAAGCGGCUCCCUUGUAAAUCCCCUACGCUAAAAUUCUUUUAUUCAGAUUGUAAUGAUUAUUAUUUUUUGCGAACC
Messenger RNA from Arachis duranensis, 1628 nucleotides. RefSeq names its product protein trichome birefringence-like 12. The coding region runs from base 123 to 1322 and encodes 399 amino acids. Gene Ontology annotation, molecular function: O-acetyltransferase activity. The record is from RefSeq and is a predicted model, not a curated record. Gene Ontology annotation, cellular component: Golgi apparatus. Lineage: Eukaryota; Viridiplantae; Streptophyta; Magnoliopsida; Fabales; Fabaceae. The transcript is spliced from 4 exons.